AAGGAAAAACUCCAUGCAGAACUAAAACAGGUUUUGAGUCAGAAGAGAAAUCAGCUUAGAGACACCCAAUCCACUUCCACAGAUAUGGAUGAGGCCAUCCAAGACAGACAGUAAAAAUGAGGUGGAGAAGGAUAUGCAGUUGUCAGAGCUUGUGGAAGUGGUUGUUGAAACCGAGGCUGAAGUUGGAGCCAGUGGUUACAGUGUGGUUGGUGGAGGUGAGCGAGGCAUCUUCAUCAAAGAUGUCUUGAAAGACUCCCCAGCAGCGAAGCACCUCAGCCUACAGAAAGGAGAUCAACUUCUAAGUGCCAGGGUGUAUUUUGAUAACGUGAAAUAUGAGGACGCAUUAAAAAUUCUUCAGUGUGCAGAACCCUACAAAGUGUCCUUCUUUUUGAAGAGGACUGUGCCAGAAAGUGAAGUCAGCAUACGUCAAGGUGCACAAACUCUUGACCUCAGAGGACCUAAGGCCAAGAUGCAAAGAAUGAGCGUCAAAAGUGUGAAACCAUUCAAAACCAAGAAAAGGAGAGGAGGAAGAUUUGGAUUGAAAAGACUGAAAGAGAACAAAAAAGCAAGAGAUCGGGCAGAGCUGGACAUUGAGGGCUUACAUGGUAGAUCAGACCUCAGUCCUGUUGAUGUUGAGUUUGUUUUCCCAAAGUUCAAAUUGAGGAAAGGUGGGAAAUCCACUGCAGGUGAAUCAGGACAUCUGGAAGGCAUGAUCACUGGUGGCAAGAAGAAGAGGAAGAUCCGAUUUACAAAAAUGAAAGCCACAGAUGCUGCUGUCAGUGAAGGGAAUGUUAAUGUAGAUGUUUCAACACUUGAGGGAGAGGGCUCUGGGGCAGCGCUGAAGGGCAAGGCAAAGGGUGCAAAAUUUGGAAUGAGUUUCCCCAGAUUAAAAAAGUCAAAAUUAGGUGUAAAAUCUCCUAAUGACAGCUCUGAGGUGAAAGAACAAGAGGCCAAAUUUAAGACUCCCUCAGUAGAGUGUGAUUUCAACAUGACUCAGGGCAAAGCUGAAGCUAAUGCUCCUAAUCUUGAGGUUGGUGGGAAAGGAAAAGGAGAGGGUCCUGAGAUAAAGAUGACAAAGAUUAAUCUGGAUGUCUCAGAUACAAAGAUGACAAUCCCAACAAUCAAAUUGCCAAAGGUAAGACUUUCUUGUCAUUCAGAUGAAAUUGAUGGAGAGGCAAGUAAACAAAUUGGUACAUCUGAAAAUAAACUGAAAAUGACAAAUAUUGACAUCAAAACACCAAAAGUAGAUAUGGACGUGAAUAUCCCAAAGUUUGAAUUGGAAGAUGUUGAAGGAACAAAAAUCAGCACACAGAAAUUUGACCCAUCAUUACCCAAGAUAAAUUUUGAUGCAAAACAAAAAUUUGGAGAUGACAUUGAUGGAUCCAUGGUCAAAAAGCACGAGAUGUCUCUACCCAAAUUUGACAUUGAAGUCCCCAAAAUAAAGACAUCAGAUGUGGACAUUGUUCUUCCUAAAUUAGAUGUGACUGCAAAGAGCAUUGAUUCAGGGGGGCAUGUAAGUACAGGGGCAAGUUUUGAAAUGACAAAAUUAGACACCUCUCUUCCAAAAGUAAAAUCUCCUGAGGGUGAGGUCACCCUUGAAGGCCCUGGAGCAAAAGGAGGAAAAUUUCACAAGCCAAAUAUCAGUAUUUCAUUACCAAAAGAGAGAACAGCAGAAGGAAAGAUAGAAGGUAAUUCUGAGAAAAAAGCAAAUGUAAAAAUGCCUCAGAUAGAUAUUUCCCACCCCAAAAUUUAUUUACCGCAAGAGCAAAUUGAUAUUGAAAGGCCUGAAGGUGAAGCAAAGGUUGAUAUUUUGAAUGAAAUUAUAGAGAGGGGUGCAGAUAUUAAGGGCCACUUUGAAAAAGGGGGAAAGUUUAAAAUGCCUGCUGUAGAUUUGUCCCUACCUAAUGUGAAAUUACCUGAGCAUACCAUGACUGAGGGGCCAGCAAUAAAGCAAGGAAAAUUUAAUAUGCCAUUAUAUGAAACAGAAGGAAAUGUUGAGGUUGGAGAUCUGUCUGGAAAAGGAGGAAAAUUUAACAUGCCACAUCUAGAUGUUUCACAUCCAAAGAUGAAUAUCUCUACAGGUGAAAUAAAAAUUGAGGAUUCAGAGGUCAAAGGUGAGAAAUUCCAAACACCAUCCAUUGACAUAUCUUUACCAAAAGGAAAAGUAGAGGUUGGUGUUGAGGUUAAAAGUUAUUCUGGAAAAGCAGAAAUGCCCCAAACUGAUGUUAAAGUGUCACUGCCAGAGGGUAAAGAUAUUAAUGUUAAAAGCUCUGGUAAAUGUGAAAAGGCUGAAAUGCCAAAGGUUGAUAUCUCUCUGCCUGCGGUGAAUUCUCCUGGUGUUGAGAUUUCCUUGCCAAAAAUGUCACCAGAAAGUGACAUCAGUACUGAAGGGCCCAAUAGUCAUAUCAAAAAAGGAGUAAAGUUUCAAAUGCCCAAAGUAGACCUUGCACUCCCAAAGAUUAAAUCAAGACCUGUGGAAGUAAAUUUGGAAGGACCUGAGGUAAAAGGAGGUAAAGUUUACACACCUUCCAUAGACAUUUCUUUGCCUAAAGAUAAAACCAAGACACACUUUGAUACAGAAGGAAAUUCUAAAACUGGUAUGAAAUUUAAAAUGCCAAAAAUUGAUUUUUCACUACCAAAAGCAAAAGCUCCUGACGGUGAAAUGAAAGUUGAAGCAAACGAAGAAACAAUUGAUAUUAAGAGUGGAAAGUUUCACAUGCCUUCCAUAGACAACACUCUGCCAGAAGCAGAAGGUCAUCUAUAUGUUGAAGGACAUGGAAGAAAAGGUGGGAAAUUUGAAAUUGCUAAAAAUGAUGUUUCCUUGCCUAAAUUAAAACCAUCAGAGGCUGAAGUCAUUGUUGAAGGUCCCGAUAUUCAAAGUGGAAAGGUUCACAUGCCUUCUAUAGACAUCAGUCUACCAGUUGGAGGAGUAGGAAGUGAUUUAGAUGUCAAAGGAAACAAAAGGAAAGGAAGAAGGUUUGAAAUGCCAAAAUUUGAUGUUACCUUGCCUAAACUAAAACCACUAGUGGCUGAAAUUAAUGUUGAAGGUCCUGAUCUCAAAGGUGGAAAGUUACACAUGCCCUCUGUAGAUAUCUCUCCACCAAAAGGAGGGGCAGAAGCUGGUUUAGAUGUUAAAGGAUGUGGAGAAAAAGGAGAAAAAUUUGAAAUGCCCAAAAUUGAUGUUUCCUUGCCCAAAUUGAAACCCUCUGAGGCUGAGGUCAACAUCAAAGGUCCCGAUAUCAAAAAUGGAAAGCUUCAUAUGCCCUCUCUAGAUAUCUCUCUACCAAGAAGUGGAACAGGAGGUGAUGUAGAUGUUGAGGGACAUGGAGGAAAGGAGGAAAAUGUGAAAUGCCCAAAAUUGAUGUUUCCUUGCCCAAAUUUAAAACCAUCAGGAGUUGAAAUCAACACUGAAGGUCCCGACAUCGAAGGUGGAAACUUUCACAUGCCCUCUAUUGAUAUCUCUCUACCAGGAGGUAGAGCUGAAGGUAAUGUAGACGUCAAAGCUCAUGGAGAAAAAGGUGGAAAAUUUGAAAUGCCAAAAUUGGAUGUUUCCUUGCCUAAGUUUAAACCAUCUGCAGCUAAAGUCAAUGUUGAAGGUCCCGAUAUCGAAGGUGGCAAGUUUCAAAUGCCCUCUAUAGAUAUCUCUCUACCAGGAGGUGAUGUACAAGUUGAAGGACAUGGAGGAAAAGGAGGAAAAUUUGAUAUUUCCUUGCCCAAAUUCAAACCAUCUGGAGCUGAAGUCGAUGUUGAAGGUCCUGAUAUCAAAGGUGGAAAAUUUCACAUGCCCUCUGUAGAUAUCUCUCUACCAGGAGGUGGAGCAGGAGGUGAUGUAGAUGUCAAAGCUCAUGGAGGAAAAGGAGGAACAUUUGAAAUACCAAAACUGGAUGUUUCCUUGCCCAAACUAAAACCAUCAGGAGGUGAAAUCAACAUUGAAGGUCCCGAUAUCAAAGGUGGAAAGUUUCACAUGCCCCCUAUAGAUAUCUCUCUACCAGGAGGUGGAGCUGAAGGUAAUGUAGAUGUCAAAGCUCAUGAAAGAAAAGGAGGAAAAUUUGAAAUGCCAAAAUUGGAUGUUUCCUUGCCUAAGUUUAAACCAUCUGGAGCUAAAGUCAAUGUUGAAGGUCCUGAUAUCGAAGGUGGAAAGUUUCACAUGCCCUCUGUAGAUAUCUCUUUACCAAGAGGAGGGGCAGGAGCUGAUGUAGAUGUCAAAGCUCAUGGAGGAAAAGGAGGAAAAUUUGAAAUGCCAAAACUGGAUGUUUCCUUGCCCAAAUUUAAACCAUCUGGGGCUGACGUCAAUGUUGAAGGUCCCGAAAUCAAAGGUGGAAAGUUUCACAUGCCCUCUCUAGAUAUCUCUAUACCAGGAGGUAGAGCUGAAGGUAAUGUAAAUGUCAAAGGACAUGGAGGAAAAGGAGGUAAAUUUGAAAAGCCAAAAUUUGAUGUCUCCUUGCCCAAAAUAAAACCAUCAGGAGGUGAAAUCCACAUUGAAGGUCCAGACAUCGAAGGUGGAAAGUUUCACAUGCCCACUGUAGAUCUCUCUUUACCAAGAGGAGGAGCAGAAGGUGAUGUAGAUAUCAAAGCUCAUGGAGUAAAAGGAGGUAAAUUUGAAAAGCCAAAAUUCGAUGUCUCCUUGCCCAAAAUAAAACCAUCAGGAGGUGAAAUCAACAUUGAAGCUCCAGACAUCGAAGGUGGAAAGUUUCACAUGCCCUCUGUAGAUAUCUCUUUACCAAGAGGAGGAGCAGAAGGUGAUGUAGAUAUCAAAGCUCAUGGAGGAAAAGGAGGAAAAAUUGAAAUGCCAAAAUUGGAUGUUUCCUUGCCUAAGUUUAAACCAUCUGGAGCUAAAGUCAAUGUUGAAGGUCCCGAUUUCAAAGAUGACAAGUUUCACAUGCCCUCUCUAGAUAUCUCUCUACCAGGAGGUAGAGCUGAAGGAAAUGUAGAUGUCAAAGGACAUGAAGGAAAAGGAAAAUUUGAAUUGCCAAAAUUGGAUGUCUCCUUGCCUAAAUUUAAACCAUUUGGAGCUGAAGUCAAUGCUGAAGGUCCCGACAUCGAAGGUGGAAAGUUUAACAUGCCCUCUGUAGAUAUCUCUUUACCAAGAGGAGGAGCAGAAGGUGAUGUAGAUGUCAAAGUUCAAGAAGAAAAAGGAGGAAAAUUUGAAAUGCCAAAAUUGGAUGUUUCCUUGCCUAAGUUUAAACCAUCUGGGGCUAAAGUCAAUGUUGAAGGUCCCGAUAUCAAAGGUGGAAAGUUUCACAUGCCCUCUGUAGAUAUCUCUCUACCAGGAGGUUUAUCAGGAGGUGAUGUAGAUGUCAAAGCUCAUGGAGGAAAAGGAGGAAAAUUUGAAAUGCCUAAAUUUGAUGUUUCCUUGCCCAAAUUUAAACCAUCUGCGGCUGACGUCAGUGUUGAGGGUCCCGAUAUCAAAGGUGGAAAGUUGCACAUGCCCUCUCUAGAUAUCUCUCUACCAGGAGGUAGAGCUGAAGGAAAUGUAGAUGUUAAAGCUCAUGGAGGAAAAGGAGGAAAUUUUGAAAUGCCUAAAUUUGAUGUUUCCCUGCCCAAAUUUAAACCAUCAGGAAGUGAAAUCAACAUUAAAGGUCCAGACAUCGAAGGUGGAAAGUUUCAAAUGCCCACUUUAGAUAUCUCUUUACCAAGAGGAGGAGCAGAAGGUGAUGUAGAUGUCAAAGCUCAUGGAGGAAAAGGAGGAAAAUUUGAAAUGCCAAAAUUGGAUGUUUCCUUGCCUAAGUUUAAACCAUCUGGGGCUGACGUCAGUGUUGAAGGUCCCGAUAUCAAAGGUGGAAAGCUUCACAUGCCCUCCCUAGAUAUCUCUACACCAGGAGGUGAUGUAGAUGUUGAAGGACAUGGAGGAAAAGGAGGAAAAUUUGAAAUGCCAAAAUUGGAUGUUUCCUUGCCCAAAUUUAAACCAUCUGGGGCUGACGUCAGUGUUGAAGGUCCCGAUAUCAAAGGUGGAAAGUUUAACAUGCCCUCUGUAGACAUAUCUUUGCCUAGAGGAGGAGCAGAAGGUGAUGUGGAUAUCAAAGCUCAUGGAGGAAAAGGAGGAAAAUUUGAAAUGCCAAAAUUGGAUGUUUCCUUGCCUAAGUUUAAACCAUCUGGAGCUAAAGUCAAUGUUGAAGGUCCCGAUAUCAAAGGUGGAAAGUUUCACAUGCCCUCUGUAGAUAUCUCUAUACCAGGAGGUAGAGCUGAAGGAAAUGUAGAUGUCAAAGGACAUGGAGGAAAAGGAGGAACAUUUGAAAUGCCAAAAUUGGAUGUCUCUUUGCCUAAAUUAAAACCAUCAGGAGGUGAAAUCAACAUUGAAGGUCCAGACAUCGAAGGUGGAAAGUUUCACAUGCCCAAUGUAGAUAUCUCUUUACCAAGAGGAGGAGCAGAAGGUGAUGUAGAUGUCAAAGCUCAUGGAGGAAAAAGAGGAAAAUUUGAAAUGCCAAAAUUGGAUGUUUCCUUACCUAAGUUUAAACCAUCUGGGGCUGACGUCAGUGUUGAAGGUCCCGAUAUCAAAGGUGGAAAGCUUCACAUGCCCUCUGUAGAUAUCUCUCUACCAGGAGGUGGAACAGGAGGUGAUGUAGAUGUUGAAGGACAUGGAGGAAAAGGAGGAAAAUUUGAAAUGCCUAAAUUUGAUGUUUCCUUGCCCAAAUUUAAACCAUCAGGAGGUGAAAUCAACAUUGAAGAUCCAGACAUCGAAGGUGGAAAGUUUCACAUGCCCACUGUAGAUAUCUCUUUACCAAGAGGAGGAGCAGAAGGUGAUGUAGACGUCAAAGCUCAUGGAGGAAAAGGAGGAAAAUUUGAAAUGCCAAAAUUGGAUGUUUCCUUACCGAAAUUUAAACCAUCUGGGGCUGACGUCAAUGUUGAAGGUCCUGAAAUCAAAGGUGGAAAGUUUCACAUGCCCUCUCUAGAUAUCUCUAUACCAGGAGGUAGAGCUGAAGGUAACGUAGAUGUCAAAGGACAUGAAGGGAAAGGAGGAAAAUUUGAAAUGCCAAAAUUGGAUGUUUCCUUGCCCAAAUUAAAACCAUCAGGAGGUGAAAUCGACAUUGAAGGUGGAAAGUUUCACAUGCCCACUGUAGAUAUCUAUUUACCAAGAGGAGGAGCAGAAGGUGAUGUAGAUGUCAAAGCUCAUGGAGGAAAAGGAGGAAAAUUUGAAAUGCCAAAAUUGGAUGUUUCCUUGCCUAAGUUUAAACCAUCUGGAGCUAAAGUCAAUGUUGAAGGUCCCGAUAUCAAAGGUGGAAAGCUUCACAUGCCCUCUAUUGAUAUCUCUCUACCAGGAGGUGGAACAGAAGGUGAUGUAGAUGUUAAAGGACAUGGAGGAAAAGGAGGAAAAUUUGAAAUGCCAAAAUUGGAUGUUUCCUUGCCCAAAUUUAAACCAUCUGGGGCUGACGUCAGUGGUGAAGGUCCCGAUAUCAAAGGUGGAAAGUUUAACAUGCCCUCUGUAGACAUAUCUUUGCCUAGAGGAGGAGCAGAAGGUGAUGUAGAUAUCAAAGCUCAUGGAGGAAAAGGAGGAAAAUUUGAAAUGCCAAAAUGGGAUGUUUCCUUGCCUAAGUUUAAACCAUCUGGAGCUAAAGUCAAUGUUGAAGGUCCCGAUAUCAAAGGUGGAAAGUUUCACAUGCCCUCUCUAGAUAUCUCUAUACCAGGAGGUAGAGCUGAAGGAAAUGUAGAUGUCAAAGGACAUGGAGGAAAAGGCGGAACAUUUGAAAUGCCAAAAUUGGAUGUCUCUUUGCCUAAAUUAAAACCAUCAGGAGGUGAAAUCAACAUUAAAGGUCCAGACAUCGAAGGUGGAAAGUUUCACAUGCCCACUGUAGAUAUCUCUUUACCAAGAGGAGGAGCAGAAGGUGAUGUAGAUGUCAAAGCUCAUGGAGGAAAAGGAGGAAAAUUUGAAAUGCCAAAAUUGGAUGUUUCCUUACCUAAGUUUAAACCAUCUGGGGCUGACGUCAGUGUUGAAGGUCCCGAUAUCAAAGGUGGAAAGCUUCACAUGCCCUCUGUAAAUAUCUCUCUACCAGGAGGUGGAACAGGAGGUGAUGUAGAUGUUGAAGGACACGGAGGAAAAGGAGGAAAAUUUGAAAUGCCAAAAUUGGAUGUUUCCUUACCUAAGUUUAAACCAUCUGGGGCUGACGUCAGUGUUGAAGGUCCCGAUAUCAAAGGUGGAAAGCUUCACAUGCCCUCUGUAAAUAUCUCUCUACCAGGAGGUGGAACAGGAGGUGAUGUAGAUGUUGAAGGACACGGAGGAAAAGGAGGAAAAUUUGAAAUGCCUAAAUUUGAUGUUUCCUUGCCCAAAUUUAAACCAUCUGCGGCUGACGUCAGUGUUGAAGGUCCCGAUAUCAAAGGUGGAAAGUUUCACAUGCCCUCUCUAGAUAUCUCUCUACCAGGAGGUAGAGCUGAAGGAAAUGUAGAUGUUAAAGCUCAUGGAGGAAAAGGAGGAAAAUUUGAAAUGCCAAAAUUUGAUGCUUCCUUGCCCAAAUUUAAACCAUCAGGAGGUGAAAUCAACAUUGAAGGUCCAGACAUCGAAGGUGGAAAGUUUCACAUGCCCUCUGUAGAUCUCUCUUUACCAAGAGGAGGAGCAGAAGGUGAUGUAGAUGUCAAAGCUCAUGGAGGAAAAGGAGGAAAAUUUGAAAUGCCAAAAUUGGAUGUUUCCUUACCUAAGUUUAAACCAUCUGGGGCUAAAGUCAAUGUUGAAGGUCCCGAUAUCAAAGGUGGAAAGCUUCACAUGCCCUCUGUAGAUAUCUCUCUACCAGGAGUUAGAACAGGAGGUAACGUAGAUGUCAAAGGACAUGAAGGAAAAGGAGGAAAAUUUGAAAUGCCAAAAUUGGAUGUUUCCUUGCCCAAAUUAAAACCAUCAGGAGGUGAAAUCGACAUCGAAGGUGGAAAGUUUCACAUGCCCUCUGUAGAUAUCUCUUUACCAAGAAGAGGAGCAGAAGGUGAUGUAGAUGUCAAAGCUCAUGGAGGAAAAGGAGGAAAAUUUGAAAUGCCAAAAUUGGAUGUUUCCUUGCCCAAAUUUAAACCAUCUGCGGCUGACGUCAGUGUUGAAGGUCCCGAAAUCAAAGGUGGAAAGUUUCACAUGCCCUCUCUAGAUAUCUCUAUACCAGGAGGUAGAGCUGAAGGAAAUGUAGAUGUCAAAGGACAUGGAGGAAAAGGAGGAAAAUUUGAAAUGCCUAAAUUUGAUAUUUCCUUGCCCAAAUUUAAAUCAUCAGGAGGUGAAAUCAACAUUGAAGCUCCAGACAUGGAAGGUGGAAAGUUUCACAUGCCCUCUGUAGAUUUCUCUUUACCAAGAGGAGGAGCAGAAGGUGAUGUAGAUGUCAAAGCUCAUGGAGGAAAAGGAGGAAAAUUUGAAAUGCCAAAAUUGGAUGUUUCCUUACCUAAGUUUAAACCAUCUGGGCCUGACGACAGUGUUGAAGGUCCCGAUAUCAAAGGUGGAAAGCUUCACAUGCCCUCUGUAGAUCUCUCUUUACCAAGAGGAGGAGCAGAAGGUGAUGUAGAUGUCAAAGCUCAUGGAGGAAAAGGAGGAAAAUUUGAAAUGCCUAAAUUUGAUAUUUCCUUGCCCAAAUUUAAACCAUCAGGAGGUGAAAUCAACAUUGAAGGUCACAACAUUGAAGGUGGAAAGUUUCACAUGCCCUCUGUAGACAUAUCUUUACCAAGAGGAGGAGCAGAAGGUGAUGUAGAUGUCAAAGCUCAUGGAGGAAAAGGAGGAAAAUUUGAAAUGCCAAAAUUGGAUGUUUCCUUGCCUAAGUUUAAACCAUCUGGAGCUAAAGUCAAUGUUGAAGGUCCCGAUAUCAAAGGUGGAAAGCUUCACAUGCCCUCUAUUGAUAUCUCUCUACCAGGAGUUGAAACAGGAGGUGAUGUAGAUGUUGAAGGACAUGGAGGAAAAGGAGGAAAACUUGAAAUGCCAAAAUUGGAUGUUUCCUUGCCCAAAUUUAAACCAUCUGCGGCUGACGUCAGUGUUGAAGGUCCCGAUAUCAAAGGUGGAAAGUUGCACAUGCCCUCUCUAGAUAUCUCUCUACCAGGAGGUAGAGCAGAAGGAAAUGUAGAUGUUAAAGCUCAUGGAGGAAAAGGAGGAAAAUUUGAAAUGCCAAAAUUGGAUGUUUCCUUACCUAAGUUUAAACCAUCUGGAGCUAAAGUCAAUGUUGAAGGUCCUGAUAUCAAAGGUGGAAAGCUUCACAUGCCCUCUGUAGAUAUCUCUUUACCAAGAGGUGGAGCUGGAGGUAAUGUAGAUGUUGAAAGACAUGGAGGAAAAGGAGGAAAAUUUGAAAUGCCAAAAUUGGAUGUUUCCUUGCCCAAAUUUAAACCAUCAGGAGGUGAAAUCAACAUUGAAGGUCACAACAUCGAAGGUGGAAAGUUUCACAUGCCCCCUAUAGAUAUCUCUCUACCAAGAGGUGAAGCAGAAGGUGAUGUAGAUGUCAAAGCUCAUGGAGGAAAAGGAGGAAAAUUUGAAAUGCCAAAAUUGGAUGUCUCCUUGCCCAAACUAAAACCAUCAGGAGGUGAACUCAACAUUGAAGGUCCUGACACCGCAGGUGGAAAGUUUCACAUGCCUUCUGUAGAUUUCUCUUUACCAAGAGGAGGAGCAGAAGGUGAUGUAGAUGUCAAAGCUCAUGGAGAAAAAGGAGGAAAAUUUGAAAUGCCCAAAUUUGACGUUUCCUUGCCAAAAUUAAAACCAUCAGGAGGUGAAAUGAACAUUGAAGGUCCUGAUAUCAAAGGUGGACAGUUUCACAUGCCCUCUGUAGAUAUCUCUUUACCAAGAGGAGGAGCAGAAGGUGAUGUAGACGUCAAAGCUCAUGGAGGAAAAGGAGGAAAAUUUGAAAUGCCAAAAUUGGAUGUUUCCUUGCCUAAGUUUAAACCAUCUGGAGCUAAAGUCAAUGUUGAAGGUCCCGAUAUCAAAGGUGGAAAUUUUCACAUGCCCUCUCUAGAUAUCUCUAUACCAGGUGGUAGAGCUGAAGGUAACGUAGAUGUCAAAGGACAUGGAGGAAAAGGAGGAAAAUUUGAAAUGCCAAAAUUGGAUGUUUCCUUGCCCAAAUUAAAUCCAUUAGGAGGUGAAAUUGACAUUGAAGGUCCCGACAUUGAAGGUGGAUAUUUUCACACGCCUUCAAUAGAUAUUUCUGUACCAAGAGAAGAACCAGAAGGUGAUGUAGAUGCUAAAGCUCAUGGAGGAAAAGGAGGAAAAUUUCAAAUGCCUAAAUUGGAUGUUUCCUUGCCUAAAUUUAAAACAUCAGGGGCUGAAAUCAAUGUUAAAGGUCCUGAUGUCAAGAGCGAAAAGUUUCACAUGCCCACUAUUGAUAUCUCUCUCCCAAAAAUUAAAUUAGAACGUGAAACCGAUGUUGGGCUAGAGGAAGAAGACAUCUCAGUACCUAAAAUAACCCAUGGAUUUGAAGUAGAGACCAAAGCUACUGGUGCCAGAAUGAGUGAUAUAAAUGUCCCUGAGGUAACUUUAGGUGGCAACAUCAAACUACCCACUGUGAAAAUACCAACUGUUGACAUAUCUGCUCCUAAGGUUGAUCUGGACUUUACCCUUCCAAAGGCAAAGAGCACUGAUAGAGAAAAUGUUGAACUUCUAAAGGCAGAGGACGGAAGGCCGUCAUCUGGAUCAAGUUUUGAUGUUCCAGAGGUCUCUUUAAAAAUGCCCAAGAUUUCACUCCCAAAAUUUGGCAGAAAAUUAAAAAGUGGAGACAAAUUAGAAUUAGAAAGUCCAGGCUUAUCUAUAGAUUUGGACACGCAAAUAACAUCGCCCUCAAUAGAAGCAGAUGGCAAAAUGAAGAAGGACAAAAUCAAAAUGCCAUCAAGUGGAACAGAUAAAAAGGAUAUUGAAAUAACUGGACCUAAUGCUGAAAUCAAGAUACAGGGGAGUACUGGGGAAAUUACAAAACCAGAAAUCAAAAUGGAGAGUCCUGAUGACAAGGUCAAACACAAGCUCAAAUUCCCCAAAUUUAAGACAACUGUUCCAAAAUCAAAGCUCAAAGAUGUAGAAAUGGAUAUGCCUGCAGUGGAUAGCAAAGGAAAAGUCAAAAUUCCAGCAGUUGAGAUAUCACUGCCAACAGCAAAUAUCCCAGAGUGUGAGGUAUUGCUUCCAAAAACUGAAGUUGAUGUAUCUGAAGCAGAUAUCAGAGGUUAUGAGGGCAGUUUAAAAAUCCCUAAGAUGCCACCUAUUGACAUAUCAGUUCCAAAAGUGAAUGUUUCCUUGCCUAGAGUAAAACUGCAUGAAUCAAGGGACUCAAGCUCCUCUGACUUAAACAUUGAAUGUAGUAAGGGUACAUCACAUUUUCCACAUGUAAAAAUCCCAAAAGUUGACCUUUCACUUCCUCAUGGAAAAACAGGCGAUGCAGAUAACCAUGAGGUGGAAAUAAGAAAGAGAGGUAAAUUAAGAAUGCCAGAAGUAGAAAUAUCAUUACCUCAUGGAAAAAAUUACACAUCUAACAAUGACAUGGAAAUUAAAGGUGAAAAACUACUUAUUUCAGUGCCCCCUGUUGAUCCUGAUUUAGACAUUUCCAUUAAAGGGAGCAAAUUGAAAAUGCCUACGAUAGAUUUAUCACUACCUCAUGGAAUCAAAAGAGAAAUUCAAGUACCAGAUUCAGAACUAGAAGGUACAAAAUUAAAAACGCCAACAUUUGAUAUAUCACUUCCUAAUAUUAAACACAAAGAUGUACCAGAACUUCAGCAUGGUGAAGGAAAAGGUAAAGUCAUGAUGCCUGAAAUUAAACUACCAAUAGUAGAGAUCUCAUUACCUCAAGGCCAAGUAGAGGACAUUAAUAUUCCUGAACUUGGAGAGUGUGGAAAAGGAGGAAAAUUCAAGAUUCCUAAUAUCGAUACACCAAAAGUAGAUAUAUCAUUACAAGGCCAACGAGAGGAUUCAGAAAAAACUGAGGUCAGAAGACAAAGCGGAAAAAUUCAACUACCAAAAAUAACAAUGCCUAAAGUGGAUAUAUCAUUACCCCAUAAUUACCCCAAUACAGGUGACCCUGAAGCUUCAGGAUCUGUAGGUGUAGACACUGUUAAAAUUCCCAAAGUACAUAUAGGAAUGUCUAGAGAUGCAGACAUGUCAGUUUCUGAUGAGGAUAAAAAGUUGACAAUGCAAACUACAGAUAUAGAGAGCCCUACUGUGGACCUAGAACUGGAUCUUGACUUAUCGAAAAAAGGAAAAAGGAAUAAAAAGAAUAAAAAGAAGAAUGAACUUCAAGAUACAAAAGGGCCAAAAGUUAAAGGUUCCAAAUUUAAUAUCGGAAUGCCAAAAGUAAAGGUAUCUGCAUCAGGAACUGACAUAAACAAGACUGAGAAAGGAGCUGAUGCAAACUUAAAAGCUGAUUUACAAGCACCAAAAAUUCCUGAAAUUGACUUUGACAUUGACACAGCCCAAGUUGACGUUAACCUUGAUGCUAACAAAAAACAGAAAGUCAAAAUUCCAAAGUUUGGGAUACCUCUACCCUCUUUAACGUCACCUGAAGCCAACAUCACGCCACUUCAGUUAAAAGGCCACUCAAUACCUGUAGACUCUGAGGUAGAAUACGAGGGCCCACGUAUGCCAAAGGUAACAAAAGCAGUAUUUGUCAUGGUGAAUCCACAAAUAGAGAGCUCUUCUAGUGCAGCUGGUGAAGCAAGUGCCGAAAUCGAAGAAGAAAAGCUCAAGCAGACAAAGAUCACAAUGAAGCAGAGUUUUGACAGGUCAACAGAAAAGGGAAAAGCAAUACAUUAUGAAGAGGAGGUUGAAUUUGAAGGAAAGUCAAAAACUGGGAAGCUUAAGUUGCCCAAAGUCACAUUUUCAUCAGGGCAAAGAGGAUCGUUUGAUGUAACACCAAGUGGGUCUGAUGAUGGAACAAGUCCAGGUCUAAAUGGCAGCGACAAAGAUGAAAGAGUAAAGUUUGGGAAGCUUAAAUUGCCCAAAUUGGAGUUUUUCUCACCAUAUUCAAAAGACACAGAAGAGGAACUGGAAAUAAGCAUGAGUAAAAAGACUUCAUGGGAACUCAAAGAGAGCAAGGAGACAAAGACGAUAUCAAGCACAAUGUCUUUCCCAGGUCUUAAGAAGAAACCAGGGAAGGAUGAGGAGGUACAAGAGAUUGGUACUUUAGUAUCCUCAAAAGCACGGACUGAAAUGUUGGCAGAACGGGAGGGAUCAGAGUCCCCAGUACACAUUGAAUCAGCUGAAUUUGUCUCUUUAAAGAAAAGUGAAGAAAGAGAGAUGACAUGGUUCAAAGUACCUAAAGUAACCCUCAGUCCCCAUUCUACUGGCAUCCUUCACAUCACCCCAGAAAGCUCUCCGAAAGCAAGCAAGUCCUCUAUUCCUGGCUCUAGUGAGCAAGCCUCUGGAGGUUUCUAUGUGAAGAUGCCAAGCGUUGAAUAUUUGACCCACGAAAUGUCCUCAGAGCAUAUGACAAGCAAAACAGAGGGAACCCGUACUGUAGUGACUAAGAUGACAAAGUAUACAGAAACAAAAAGUAGCAGCUCGAAACAGUAAGAAUCUCAGUUACUGAACAGGUAGGGAAAUAUACUGGCCCAAAUAUAUUUUUGCAAAAAUUAUUUGUUCUAUUAGGCAAACGCAGCAAAUAUAUAGCCACAAAAGUAUUAUUUAUUUAUUGUAGACCUUAUUUUUAUGUUUUGCCACUCUGUAUUACACUUUGAACUGAUAUAUUUGUUAAGAUCUUUUUCAGAUCACAUAUUUACACAUGCAUUACACAUGCCCAGACCUAAAGAUAUUUAAACACAUUGAAUUUACUUAAGUUUGUGCGUUUCUUGUGCAAUCCUGGCACCGUAUGCCAUUUAUAUCAUAGAGUUUUAAAGCAUUUUGAAAAUAUUGCAUUGCUUUUAUUUUGAUGCCUGGUUUGUUUCUGUGGUUUUUUGGGUGUUGUUAUGGAACUUUGUUUAUUUUAGAUAUUAUUAUAAAUAUAUGUACUAUUUUUACAUAUUUAUAUGCACGAUCUGUACAGAUAAGACACACAAAAAAGCUUGUGAUGUUGAGUACUUUUGUGAUGCACAUUUUUGUGAUUUUUAAGAUGCAUGAAAAAAAAAGUUUUUUGCCAUCACAUUUUCUUGUGAAAAGCUGUACCAGAUAGCAUUUCUCUGUUCACAAGGAAGGCUCUGAAUUGAAAACUUUGAGUGUGAUUUUUUUUUUAUUGUAUUUUAUUUUUUAAAAUUAACUUUUUUGUUGUUUUGGUUGUAGAAGUAGCCUAAAUGCCAGCUGUUUUAUAUGUAUAUUUAAGGUUUCAGUACUGAACUGCAUGUUUGUAAUGUGUUGCUUUUCUGAAACCGUCAUUUUGAGGAUGCUUAUCUCUAUCUAAUGCAAAAAUAGAAUACUCAAAUAAAUCGUUAACAUUA
Molecule: messenger RNA, 15276 nt
Organism: Danio aesculapii
Lineage: Eukaryota; Metazoa; Chordata; Actinopteri; Cypriniformes; Danionidae
Gene: prx
Product: periaxin
Biological process (GO): regulation of RNA splicing
Cellular component (GO): nucleus; cytoplasm
Molecular function (GO): protein binding
Source: RefSeq, a predicted model, not a curated record